AUGACUACACCGGCCGUCGAAGUGGAUGACUUUGGCCUCCCCAUUAGGCGUUAUCCCACUCCCAAGAACGAUGCACCUGUCGAGCCGAUCACAGAAGAGAAGGGCAGCUCGUCCACAAAUGCCGUAGGCGGUGAACAACCGAAGGCUCCCGAGGAGAAAGCAGAAAAGACUCCGACCGCCGCCGUUCCCGAGGCCACGAAGCCAGUCGAUAAUGACGAUGACGAUUUUAAGGAUGCCCGCUCUCAACAGCCUACACCUGUCGAAGAACCAGCCUCGAAACCGUCUGCUCCACAGGAACCGCCUGCGCCGGUCGAGUCUAAGCCUGUGGUACAAACAAAAUCCCCUGAGCCAAACACGGCAUCCACCAGCGACUCCAAAUUGAAGGAGCCCGCAGAACCACAGACUGAGUUUUCCCACCAGCACAUCUCUACAAAGGUCGAGGAAAAGGAGAACGAGGAUGAUGGAUGGCAGGAAAUGCCGUCGUAUGCCAGAUAUGAUAUGUAUAAUGACGACAACAAGUUGAUUGCUAAAGAAUACGACCCCGAGGAGGAUGAGAAAUAUGGCUACGCAGGACUUGGAGGUGCCGGCAAGGGCUACACCCGUGUCUUUGUAGACGACGAUGCCGAGUCGGCAACGAGCAUGGACGACAACACACAGUAUCUCUUCAGGCCGACCAAUGGAACGAGCAUGGUUGACGACGAUGAGGGGCGUGAUGCCAUCUCCCAAAUGCAAGCAACCAAGGAUCUUCUCACGGAGGGACAGAGAGUCGCAUACGUCGGCUUGGUACGUCUGGAGAUUGUCAAGAUGGUGAAGGAGGCGGAAACCCUAGAGACAACCAAGAAGACGAAAAAAGAAGUGGGCAUCUCAGCUGAAGCCAUGAUGAUGUGGGGACAAAAGAUGAUGCUCCGACUAUACGCUCAUAUGGAAAUCAACGCGGCCGAGCAGGUCAUGAUUGAGCAACUUGCUGAUCAUGGAGUCAUGCCUCAGGACCUGUCACCGGCACUCAACACCAACGCGAGAGUGGCGAACCCUAUGGCCGAAAGCACCUCAGGAGGCACCUCGACACCUGGUACGCCGUCACUGUUCUCGGGAGACGAGACACCGACGGAAGCCCCUCCACCUUAUGAGGCCCCUGACGUCGAGGAACUUCCCGACGUCAAGACUCCCUCUCAGCUUCCAACAACUGCCAAAAUCGAUAUUGACCUCCGUUGGACCGUCCUCUGCGACCUGUUUCUGAUUCUAAUUGCGGACUCGAUCUACGACGCACGCUCGAGGGUUCUGCUGGAGCGGGUCGGCCAGAGCCUUGAUAUCUCGUGGCUCGACAUCUGUCGAUUCGAGAAGAAGGUUACGGAAGCAUUGGAAAUGCAGCAAGCCGCCGAAAAAGAGAAUUGGAACGAGGACGAGCAUACAGAGGCCCGCAGGAAGAGGGCAUUGACUCGACGCUACGUUAUGAUGGGCCUGGCUACCGUGGGUGGUGGAUUGGUAAUUGGUCUCUCUGCUGGACUGCUGGCACCCGUCAUCGGUGCUGGUUUAGCUACUGGUCUGACGGCCAUCGGAGUGACGGGUACGAGUGGUUUCCUGGGCGGUGUUGGUGGUGCAGCCAUCAUCACAUCGGGUGCAGCGACGACAGGAAGUAUCAUCGGUGGCAGGGCGGCCGGCCGAAGAACUGGUGCAGUUAGGACGUUUGAGUACCGGCCACUACACAACAACAAACGUGUCAACCUUAUCGUGACCGUUUCAGGGUGGCUAACGGGCAAGGUCGAUGAUGUCCGGUUGCCUUUCAGUACGGUGGACCCUGUCAUGGGAGACCUUUAUUCAGUCCUAUUCGAACCCGAGAUGCUUCGAAGUAUGGGAGACACCAUUAAUAUCCUGGCUACUGAGGCCCUCACUCAGAGUAUCCAACAAAUUCUGGGUGCCACCAUUCUGGCCGCUCUCAUGUCGGCAAUACAGCUUCCGAUAAUCCUUACCAAACUUUCAUAUCUCAUCGAUAACCCCUGGGCAGUUUCUCUAGAUCGAGCCACAUCUGCUGGUAAGAUUCUGGCAGAUUCCUUGCUCGAACGUAACCUGGGAACUCGCCCAAUCACGCUCGUCGGAUUCUCCAUCGGAGCUCGAGUCGUCUUUUCUUGCCUACAGGAGCUAUCUAAGAAGGGUGCGGUUGGUAUAGUUCAAAACGUCUACAUGUUUGGCUCGCCUAUCGUCGUGAACAAGGAUGAGUAUAUCCGAGCCAGGACGGUGGUUUCUGGGCGGUUUGUCAACGCCUUCAACCGCAACGACUGGAUCCUGGGAUACCUGUUCCGACUGACGAGCGGAGGUAUCCGUCGAGUUGCGGGUCUGGCUCCGAUCGAGGACAUGCCCUGGAUUGAGAACAUGGAUGUGACGGAUCUCGUGGUGGGCCAUAUGGACUAUCGACAACAGAUGCCAACCCUACUUAUGAGGUGUGGAUGGUCUGUUGAGAGUGAGGAGUUUGUUGAAAUUGAGGACCCGGAUCCAGACAAUCACGCCGAGCGACAGAGGGAGCUUAUCAACGAGAUCGAAGAGGCACGAAGAGAGCUAGAAAAGGAGGGAAAGUCAAAGAAGAGCGGGCGGUUCAGCUUCUUCGGGCGACGAAAGAACGCAGAAAAGCAAGACUGGGAGAUCUACGACGACGCGAAAAACAAGGGUGAAGUUAAGGGCGAGGCCAGCACCAAGGAGGGGGACGCCAACCAGGGCGUGCUGUUUGAUAUCGAUGCAAUCAGGGCAGAGAUUGCCAAAGAUGCACGCGGGGGCAACGCAGAGGAGAUCCAAGUGAAGGAGAUCAAGUCAACGCUGCCUCCAAUGAAGUUGGAUAUGGCGUCGAUUCCAUCGUCCCCGGCGGCUGUCAACAGUUCUCGAGACGACCUAACUGCACCUCGGGACUCGCGCGAAGCUGGGGCAUCACAGGAGCGCUCGCGCAGUUACACGCCGAGCUACACGCCGAGUUACACCAGACAGGCAUCGCCGCCAGACUAUGGCGCAGCGUAUGGUGGAGGAUUUGGCUCGGGACAUGGCAAUGCAUACGGCUCGGGCCGGGAUGAGGACGAGAUCCAGAUGACGUUUGAUACGUCGUUUGACGAUCCUCCACGAUCGACAACAGUGCCACCAAAGGAGGAGACACCGAACCGGCCAGAGAUUAAGUCAUCUCAUACGCUGCCAACCAUGACCAUACAAGACCCCUGGAAUGACCUGGAUGAUGACGACUUUGGCAAGGAGAAGGAGAUUUCGAUGACAUUUGCGUAAACCUGCCAGACUGGAGUUCUUUGAUGGGCGACAAGAGCGGGUGACAAUCAGGAUGACGAGAUGAGGCCAUCUGCACCUAUCCGAAGGCGUUUCUUGGUUGAUGGGUGAGGAAGGGGAUAGAUGUUAGAUUCCCGGCCAGCCUUUUCAAGUUUGUUCGGAGGCGUAGCUUAUUUUUGGAUGUGGUUGCGAUCCUUGGAGCAAAACGGGCCUGGCAUUAGUCUCAUAUCUAUGUGGUAUGAGCAACGAGCAGAUGAACAAAGCAGCAAGCAGUACAAGACAGAAGAUAUAUCAUACCCACCACCACAUAUUCAAGGUUCG
Fusarium vanettenii 77-13-4 is the source of this 3573-nucleotide messenger RNA. RefSeq lists its product as uncharacterized. The record is from RefSeq and is a predicted model, not a curated record. NCBI's taxonomy places the organism in Eukaryota, Fungi, Ascomycota, Sordariomycetes, Hypocreales, Nectriaceae. Bases 1 to 3255 code for a protein of 1084 amino acids. The transcript has 3 exons.